Molecule: messenger RNA, 4101 nt
Organism: Saccostrea echinata
Lineage: Eukaryota; Metazoa; Mollusca; Bivalvia; Ostreida; Ostreidae
Exons: 2
Coding region: 20-4018 (1332 amino acids)
Source: RefSeq, a predicted model, not a curated record
GAGUGUUGUCUUAAAAAUCAUGGCUAGCCAGGAUCAGGAAUCGGCAUCAAAAGAAACCAACACAGAUGUUAUUGGAGAUCAUUUUACAGAAGAAUCCAUUGAGGAUACAUCCUUAGAAUGGGACUGUUUUGCGGAUGAAAAUUAUGACAUCAUAUGUCAUGCAGAAAAAGUUGAUGAUUUCUACUGGGCUGACAUCAGUGGGAUGGGGUGUAAUUAUAAAACGGAUUAUCCAAAUGGAGAUGGACAGAAUUUGUUACAAGAUCAAAAUUCAUCCUCUCUGCAAACAACAAUCUGGAAACCAUUCAAACAGAAUAUGCCACGUAAAGAAAACUCAGCUGAACUCUUAUCCGCAACAUCUUCCUUGACUGAUUAUUUCAGUUGUUUUGAUUCAGAUUCUGACGACGAGGAAAGAAAAGAAAGGCGGCAUUUUGAUGCGGAGUUCUCUAGUUUGAAUCUCUGCCUAAAUAUCUCAGUUACAGAUAAAAACAACGAGCCCCGAAUUUUCAUUACCACAAAGACGGAGAAGAAGAAACCGUUUUCAGAAGGAAAUUCCAGUUGGCUAUAUAAAGAGACAGAAGAUCUACUUUGCGAUGCGUCAGAGUCAUCGUCAUUUCUAUCUGAUUUCGAUGAUUACGAGUUCAUGAACUUUUCGGAUUUACAGUCAAUGGUAAAUGAACAGAACGACAAAAGUGUGAUGCGGUAUCGUCUAGUAGACAUUUCAGAGUCAGAUAUGGAAAAUAAUCUGGAACAUGUUCGUGAGUCAGAGCCAAAGGAAUUUAUGCCUUCGUGGUGUCAAAUUUUCAAACCGAUUAGCGAAGAAACGGAAAAUGAGGUUACAAAACACGAUGUUAGAAGCCUUGUGGAAUCUUUUGAGAGUUUGAUCAAAGCUGAAGAAGAGGGCUCUAAAACUUCGUAUCCAAAAAUUAAAAAGGAGGAUAAGGCACAUUUGAAAGUUGAAUCUGAAUUGGUUAAAAGGUCUGAAAAGAACUUCGAAACAAAUGCAGAGGAAACGGUUUCUACAUACAUAAUCCAAUGUGAAGAAGAUUUCACAGAUGAAUGUUUUCAUGUCUUUCGAAAGUUAAGCGAACGCAUUAUACAGGAGAGUUUCCAUGAACUAGAACUGGAGUCCCAGUGUGAUUUGUCAUUCAUGAACUCUGGACAAGUUAUGCCUUAUUGUGGAGGGGUGAAGACAUCCACCUCUGAAGAAGAUCAAAGCCAAUUAAUCAACAGAACAAAGUAUUUGAACAUAGAGGAAGAGAUGGUUCGACUUGGUCAAGACACCAAUGAUGAAAAGUUGAAAAUGGCAUUGAGAGCUACAAAAACUGAAGAUCAGUCAACAACAAUUACAAUUCAUGCACAAAUGAAUUGCAAAGGAGAAGAAAUCGUCAAAAGCAUUUUCUAUACCCAGGAAAAAAUUAUUUUGCCUCCUGAAAUGCCAAUUCAAAUAAAGGAGAAAUAUUUUGAACAAAGCGAUGCGCACACAUCUAUGGACAUUGCUACGAUAGAAAAAGGGAAUAUACAGAACGACACGGAAGAAGGCGUAUGGCGUAAACAAGGUCAAAUGGUACCUGUCGCAGGUACCACUUUGCAAAUUCCACCACAAGUGAUUAUUGGAACAUUUACACCAGUUUGCAAUGCUUUAGAAAAACACAAUGACCAAAGCAACAUUUUUGCAGAAAACAUUGCCUUGAAGUCUGCAACACUCGGCAAAACGCCAGCUUCUGUCAAGAAAGAUACUUCUGUAAGGUAUAGUACUGAACAACAAAAACAAGAAUAUAGCACACAUAGUGUAUUCAAAAUAAUUCUAGAUCAAGUGAACUAUACUUCCGCUCCUGUGCAAGAAUACAUCCGAGAGGAACAAGAAAUGGAGUGGAAUGAAUUGGGACAAAUUGUUCCUGUUGAGGAAGAUUGCCUAAAACUUACACAGGAACAAGACGAUUAUCCACUUCUCCCUUUACAGCAAGAAAAGACAAGUCAGGAUAAACAAGAGCAACUGGGUCCUCUGCAAAACACUCCUUGCGGAAUUGCAGAUAAAGAGAACAAUCGUACUCUGGCAUCUCUACAGAAAACUUUGUUCGAGUCACAAAAAGUGGAUGAGCUGAGUUUUAGGAAUACCAAGGGAAUGAAGGACGGAAAAAAUGUACAUGCUGAAGAAGAUAGCUUAAAAACUAUACAGAAACAAGUUGGAUAUCCCCUUUUUUUACAAGAAAAGACAAAUCAGGAAAAACUAAAUCACUUGGAUCCUCUGCAAAACACUCCUUUCAGAAUUGUAGAUAAAGAGAACAAUCGUACUCUGGCAUCUUUACAGAAAACUUUGUUUGAGUCACAAAAAGGGGAUGAACAGAGUUUUAGGAAUACCAAGGAAAUGAGGUAUGGAAAAAUUGUACCUGCUAAGGAACAAUUACAAGUUGAAUCUUUUCCUCUACAUCAAACAAGGACAAGUCAGGAUAAACCAGAGCAACUAGGUCCUCUGCAAAACAAUUUUCAUAGAAUUGCAGAUAAAGGGUACAAUCAUACUCUGGCGUCUCUACAGAAAACAUUGUUUGAGACACAAAAAGGGGACGGACAGAGUUUUAGCAAUACUAAAGGAAUGAGGAAUGGGAAAACUACACAACACACCACAGAGGAAUUGUGUGGUCCAGUGUCAAAAUACACACAGAAACGUCGAUCCAGAAUGACACAAGAAAAGCCACAAGAAACUAGGGCAGAGCUUUUAAACGUACGAAACAUAUCGGAAGUCCUUGGCAAAAUUGAGAAAAUCUGCAGUGGCAAGACGGUGCAUCUCCAGCAGGAGUACACUAUCCAAGACAGAAGGUACAUACCCGCCGAUAGAUUCCAUCUGGCAACACAACCUUUUGCAAUUCCAAACCCUUCCGUUAUACCAGGAAAUUAUGAGUCGGUAUCGUUGAACUCUGAUGCAUAUAAAUUCGUGAAAGCAAACCCAUGGUUAGUACCGGAAUCUAAUAAGAACACAAAGAAUGGGCAGGGAACUUGUCAAGAGGUAAAAGUAGGCGACGGACAAAGAGAAAACACACUCAAGUUGCAAUACGAGUCCGAGGAAAGUACAAUUAGACUAGAAUACACUCAUCAAGAUGAAGCCAAUACAGGCUUACCUGACGAGCAGAAACAGGAUCUAUCAUUGACACCUACAAGGAUUCCUGAAGAUCAAGGCCCAUUUCCAAUUACCAAGCAUUCCAAGAGGAUUAUCCAAGAUGGCAGAAUUGUUUAUAUUGAUGAAAAUAGCUGGCGUACACAGAGUAAAGUGGCUAGAUUAUGCAAAAUUUUUGAAAACAGUGGAUCAAAAGUACCAAGAAUAACUUACCGCAUGUCGCAGGAGGCCAACAAAUCUCGAGCUGGAAACCAAAAGCUGCGUCUUACCGUAAUGGAGGAGGAUCCUAAACAAACUAACAGCACAAAAGAAGACAAAUCUCCCAGGAGAUUUGACUUUGAUAGGUACCUCCAAAACAGAGGGGAAAACAUAAUGACAAGGAAGGGCCACGAUGAUAUCAGUGAUGAAUCGUAUUACCAUGUGGCAAAGUUGCUGACUAUCCGAAUCAUUGCCAAUGCCAGAAUAGAAGUUUCCAGGGAGUAUAUUGAACAAGAUUAUUCAAAACAAAAGAUAGCGAGGAAAGGAAGAUUGGAUGCCCCUCCUAAAGCUAGCUUACCACAGUCAACUUGCUGCAGUGCCAAUAUGAUGAAUGAUAAAUUCUGUAAGAGGGGCACAAAAGAAUUCUCUCCUCGACAUACCAAACAAACAUCAGAGCUAACACAAUCGCAAUGGAAUAAGAAUAAUGAAAAUCCAAAGAACGACACACCUUUAAAGGAAAAUACUGUGUCAAGUAAAAUAUGUAAAACUUCAAAGGAAAAAUUCCAGCCAAAGGAAUAUGAAGAAAAGGACACUUCCUGUCAGAGUCAGGGGAGACAAAGAGUGUGGCGCAGGGAGGCAGAGCAGAGUAACGGUUACCUCCCCAACCCUCCAAUUGACCAGAAAAGGAAACGUGUUCAAUUUGAUAUCUAAAGCAUAUCUGUUACCGAGUCAUAUCUGUGAUGUUAAAAUAUGAAGUAUUUAAUUUUGUUGUAAUAAAAUUCAAUGCAUAUCUC